Molecule: messenger RNA, 621 nt
Organism: Trichoplusia ni (cabbage looper)
Lineage: Eukaryota; Metazoa; Arthropoda; Insecta; Lepidoptera; Noctuidae
Exons: 3
Coding region: 73-453 (126 amino acids)
Source: RefSeq, a predicted model, not a curated record
AGCAUUGCAUGUUGAGUAGAGCUUUCUACUGAAAGAGUAACUACUUCAGACAAAUAUUUAAAAAUAUUAAACAUGAAGAGCAUCAUCUUUCUCGCAGUGUUGGCAGUUCUGACUGUCUCUGUGAUCAGCGACGAUACUGGUGUUGAGGAACCGGUCUCCGCACGCCAGAACCUCAUUCUUGGAUCCAUUGGUAACGGGAACGUAUUGCUGCACAGAAACAACUAUGUUAGACGGGCACAAGCUAAUGCCAUCCAGUGGCAAGAAAUAACUUUACGAGCAGCUUCAAAUAUUCGGAUCACUGCCAUCAGAGCAGUUGAACUUGGAGUUAGCCAGGGGGCGUCAGCCAGGCUCCUGUCUGGAGGUAUUGGACAGACCCACGCCAAGGUCAGGCUCCAGACGGCAAGGGGACGCGGAUACAACUACCAGCUGGAGAUUUGGGGCAGACGUGUUUAGAGGGGUUGAAACACUUUGUGCAGUAAAGGGUUGAAAUUACUCUUGAAGACUUUGGCUUUAAAUUUUGUGUUAAAUGAAUUGUGCUUUAAUUAUGUUAGUAAUAGUUAUAAUUUAUUCAAAAUUGUAAUAUUUGUUUAUUAAUAAAUUUAAUUAAAAUUUGAGUAACUA